Apiotrichum porosum is the source of this 1089-nucleotide messenger RNA. RefSeq lists its product as uncharacterized. Bases 1 to 1089 code for a protein of 362 amino acids. NCBI's taxonomy places the organism in Eukaryota, Fungi, Basidiomycota, Tremellomycetes, Trichosporonales, Trichosporonaceae. The record is from RefSeq and is a predicted model, not a curated record. The transcript is spliced from 4 exons.
AUGCAUCGGACUGCCCUCAUCGCAAGACCAUCUCUCUCCGGUGAUGCCACGCCGGUCUCCGGUGUCGCAGGGCAGCUCGUCCCCAACAGCAUCGGUGAGAUGAUGCCGCACGGACACGGCGCGAGCAGCGCAAUUCCCAGUGUUCGCACCAACCACCAGCAACACGACCCACCAUUGCACCGACCCUUUGAUGGUCAUAAGGCGCCGAUCGCGCCGCCACCCAGCAAUCACCUGCCGCUCAUCAUCCAUCUUUGGCUCGCCAUCACCCAUCCUCUCAUAUACCAUGGAACCAAGCCCCAGCUCCAGCUGCACAAGACGGCCAACCCGCGCGGACUCGUCCUCGUCGUCUCGCUCUUGGACGUGGACGAGGGUGCGCCCCAGGUCCUGACCACCCAUGGAACCGCUCUUCGCGCCGUCAGUGGCGUGUUUGAGCGAGUCCUCAAAGAUGUCGACCUCUUGAGCUACCAGCCGACUGUCAAGGUACCCUCCAAGCUCGCCGACAUGGCCCCGUUCCUCCGUUUCCUCGAGGCCGGCGGUCCAAAGGGAUACCCACUCACGGAAACCGCAAACACACUGCACGCUCGCCCCCUCCUCUCCAUUGUCGCCAUGUGUGAAGCCUACGCCGUUCGGCCCUUUGUGCGCGACAUGCUCACGCACCAUGUCGACACACACGCGGCGUUGCUCGUCAACAGUCCGAGAGCGCGCGCAGACCGCGUUCUCCUCGCCCGUCUGGCUCACGCUGCUCGCUCCCCACAGCUCUGGCGCGCCCUCCUUGAUCUCAACCAGAACGCGCACCACGCCCACCCGUCUGCGAGUUCAGAUACCCUCGUCACUGAUGUCGAGAAGGAGGGCGAAGAAAAGGAUGGCGGCGACACCCACAGCCACCAAACGCGCCGCCACAAGAAACCGUGGUGGCCGUCGACGCAGGAAGCGCAGGCCCUCGGGACUGUGCCGUAUUGCGCUAUAUUGUUUGUGGCCAACGAAAGCGCCCUCGGGCACGACGUGCGUGACCUUGGCAUCAAGUACAUUGGCGACCAACUGUUCUUCUUCCGUUCCCAGCAAGAAGACAGUCUCCUUCACAUUGGUUAA